CCAGAGACCCCCACUACGGCGUGAUAAGUAAGGCCUGGCAGCAGCUGUAAGUUGGUCAAAGUUGAGCGUCUACCACCUGCGACUUCGUGAGGUAGUCUGUUCACCUUUUCGCACUGUAACCAAGCUGUAACCGCGCACUCAAACAGUUCGUCAGCAGCUCUAUGGUCAGCAGAAAAUACACCGAUAAAACUACGGUCAUCGCAUCUUGUCGGCUUCUGUGGCCGGUGGGACGCGUGAACAGAUAAAAGCACCAUUGCGAAGGCAUCAAUGCCCAAUAUGGCUGCGCCCGCAUUGUAUACGUGCCAAUAUGCGCGCCUACAGUGACAUGUUUCAGCGCUGAUUUGAAACUGUUAACUGACCGAGACGUAAGACAAGUUCGGAUUUACCUUUGGUGGCUUCCCUCUCGCGUGGACUUAUUUCGUCUUGCACCAAUGUGAUGUGCAUUUCGUGAGCGGACGUUUGGACGGUGCUACGUGCAACACGUGCCUGCCGUUCAUUCAUUCACUCUGUCAUUUAAGUUUUUCGUCGACUGCGUUACGAGUUUUCUAUAUUAUGUUUUGAACGCUGGAGUGGCACUUCGUUUGACACUGCCAACGCAAUGCGCUUUUCCGUGUCUCACGCUUGUAAAAGCAACAGCGGCCGCUGUGGCGAGAUUUGGGCUCUCCAAGGCGCUUCCGACGCUGAGCGCUUCUCCACACCGAUGUGCCUGCUGUACACACAAGCCGGUAGCGUUCCUCACUUGACGUACGACAUGCUCCACAAGAUCAAGGGCGUCGACCAUCACCCGGCGCUGUUCCCCUUGCCUCCCAUCGCCAACUUCUCAAACUCGGUUCAGGAGUUCGGCGCCGGAAUUUCCAAGUUCGCAGGCAUGCCGACGCAUCCAGCUUUCAUCAGGGUUCAGGAUCCCAUGAAGGCGACGCCGUCUGGGUUCAACGACAAGGCCGGCGUUUCCAUCUGGGAUCAGGGUGGUCGCAUUCACCUGAACGUCCCCAGUUUCAUGCGCAUCGUGGAAUCGUUCAAGCCGUCCUGCUACCAAGCGCUUUGCGACAGCGAUACGCCGAAGGAUGCCACGAGGAAAAGGCUUCAGCGCGCCGUCGAAAGAACAACUUCCCUGCUGGAUCAGUGCGUCGCUGCUAAAUCUGUGUCAAGCGCCCUCCGCGACAGUUGCAUUCUCGGAACAGUCGUUGGCGGCUACAGCAGAGAGCACCGCCAUACCUCCGCGAAGGAGAUCGCCAAGCGCGACGUCGACGGAUACGUCAUCGAAGGCUUUCACAUCGACGGCCCGGCGUCGAGAAGCCUAAAGUUCGAAGAGGUGAAUGGCCUCUUGGAGGAGGUCAUUUCGUUUUUGCCCGAAGACAAACCGCGGUUCCUGCACGGCAUACUGCGGCCAGAAUUCAUACUGAAGGCCGCUAUGAGCGGCAUAGACGUCUUUGACACGUCGUUCGCGAACACUGUUACCGAUGAUGGAAUGGCUUUGUCGUUCUGCUGCAGCUGCGACAAUGACAAGGGCCUCUCGCUGAUGCUCGAGAGGGACCUGUUGGAUCACGAACUUGUGCUGGACAUGAAAGAUUGCAAGUACAGGGACCAGUUUGUUCCUCUCCUGGAGGGAUGUACAUGUUACGCAUGCAGACAUUUUACGCGGGCCUACGUCAACCAUUUGCUAAACGCGGGGGAAAUGCUGGCGUUCGUGUUGCUAAACUUGCACAACAUCCAUCAUUUCCUGAACUUUUUCGAGGCCAUCAGGAAGUUUCUGAAGGAGCAGUACUGAAAAUUACAUCACUUGCCCGCAAUCAAACCACAUCUCUGGAAACUCCUAGUAGACGGAGCCAUUGACGAGUAAUAAAAUGCACCAUUCAGAUGAGAACUAAUGGGCAUUUGUGUCAGCCCUUAAUAAAAUUGGACAGCUCAUAACUGCAACAUUCUUGAUGAACAGCGUCACGUGGAUACGAUGCUAACAGAAAAAAAAAAAAGGUGUUUUCUGCAGUUGUAGCAGAAAUGUAGCUGGUGCUGUGAUAUUGUCAUAAAAUUACAAUUUUGGUA
Dermacentor albipictus is the source of this 2040-nucleotide messenger RNA. RefSeq names its product queuine tRNA-ribosyltransferase accessory subunit 2. Gene Ontology annotation, molecular function: tRNA-guanosine(34) queuine transglycosylase activity. NCBI's taxonomy places the organism in Eukaryota, Metazoa, Arthropoda, Arachnida, Ixodida, Ixodidae. The record is from RefSeq and is a predicted model, not a curated record.